This is a messenger RNA of Vigna umbellata (rice bean), 1294 nucleotides long. The record is from RefSeq and is a predicted model, not a curated record. Lineage: Eukaryota; Viridiplantae; Streptophyta; Magnoliopsida; Fabales; Fabaceae.
AUGGGCUCCAACCUUGUCCAGACUCCUUUACCUGUGGCCAUUUUUGGUCUUUUCAUUACCCUUUUACCAAGGCAGAACAACCAGACUGUGGUUUUGCAGGACGGGCUACUAGCAAUUGGGAAUUUGGUAUGGCUAUCGUAUAUUUGUUCAACUUCCUCUUGUUUUAUCACCUUCUACUCAUCCUCUGUGCCGGUUAUGGAUAUGGGCACCAAGGUUGUCCACACUCCUUUACUUGUGGCGAUCUUGGGCAACAUUCAGCAGGAUGGGAUUUUAAUUUCGGAUGAAGAUUUGCACCGGCGUUUACAAAACAACAUCUGUGACACUUUGAAUAAUAGCUACAGUCUUCAAUCCCAUUCUCCUUUAUACUCUUAUUAUGUAAAAUAUAAUGUGACACUGUUCCGAUGCAAACAUGACCUCAAUAUGAAACCCCCACCACAUUAUUUUAAUCAUUCCUGCACUGAGUAUGGUUAUGAUAUCUAUUAUGACAGCCUUUCCUUACCAAGGAAUGAUGAAGCUCAUAAACUUUUCUCAUCCUGCUCAGUUCUUCACUUAGCAAAAAAGGACAAGGCCGAUACCACAGACAUUCUAUCGUUUUUAUCUGCUCAGAUGACUGUUCAAAUAGUAUUAUCUAAGGAUUGUGAUGAGUGCUAUAAUCUCAGAGAAGGUCAAUGUCUUCUUGACCGCGAUCAUCAGUUCUACUGUCACAAAGAAAAAUCCCGAAAGAAGAUGCCGGUAGUGGCAACAGCUUCUGCCUUGGUAGUAGCUGGAGUCGUUGUUUUACUGAUGGUCCUGGCUUGCUGCUUCAGGACAAAUAUCAUCUCUGCUAUUACUCUUUUGUUUCCAAGGGAUCCAACCCAUCGGAUUAUUGAGGGGUUUCUGAAGGAGCACGGACCCCUUCCUACGGCGAGGUAUAGUUAUUCGGAGGUUAAGAAAAUGACAAACUCUUUCAGAAACAAAUUAGGCCAAGGGGGAUUCGGUAGUGUAUAUAAAGGGAAAUUACACGACAGACAUGUUGCGGUGAAGAUUUUAAAUAGAUCAGAAGGCAAUGGAGAAGAAUUCAUCAAUGAAGUGGCAAGUAUCAGCAGGACUUCACAUGUUAACGUUGUCAGGCUUUUGGGGUUUUGUUUGGAUAAGUCUAAACGGGCUCUAAUAUACGAGUUUAUGUCUAAUGGAUCUCUAGAUAAGUUUAUAUAUGAUGACAAAAGUUCAAUGCGGGCUUCUUGCCAAUUGGAUUACGAAAUACUAUAUGAUAUUGCAAUUGGCAUUGCACGUGGAUUAGAGUACUUACACAGAG